GGAAGUAAAUAUACAGUUUCAAAAUGGCGUCCGGUGGGAGUGAAGACACAUCGGAUGAGAUUUUCAAUUUUAAAUGUUCACCUUGUCUGGCUAAUAAACGGAAUAAAGAAGCUGUGAAAUAUUGCGUGGAAUGUCAAGGAUAUUAUUGUCAGUCUUGUGCUGAUAUAACUCAUAUGAUUCCUGGUUUAAAAGGUCACACGCUUUUGGAUAACUCAAACUAUAAGUCUCCAGGCCUCCAAGCAGGAUUACCAGUAGUACCGACGGAAAGAUGUUGCAUUCAUGAGACAAAGAUCGUGGACAUGUACUGUGGUAUUCAUGAUGAGGUUGGUUGUACAACAUGCAUGGCUUUAAACCACAGGUCUUGUGCUGAUGUGCAAUCCAUUCCAGAUAUUGUCGACAGUAAAUUUCAAACGACAGAUGUUGACAAAGUACACCAAAAGAUGCAAGACUUGAAAAUAAUGAUGGAGAAAAUUAUGAACACUAGACAAAGACUGAUAGAAGGCUUAAAGUAUUCUAAGAAGGAAGCAGUAAUAGCGAUUAAGGACCUUCGAAAAGAAAUGGAAACAAUUCUUGAACAACUAGAAAAGGAAUCGAUUAAAGAAUUAGAGAUGAAAUUCAUAAAAGAAGAGUCGAAACUGCUGGAAGAGAAGAAGAAAGCAGAAACUGAAUUAGAUUGUCUGAAACAAGCAGUGAACGACUUGAAGAAAUCAGAAGGAAACAAAGCUCAACAAUUUGUCUCCAUGAAAAUGUCAUUGAAAAGUAUCACUAAAAUGGAAGACGUAUCUAGUUCAUUGCAAACAAGUAUUGAUGCAAAUAUAUCCUUAAGCUUUGAUCCUGCUAUACUGGAAUUUCUACAGCAGUUGAAAACUUUUGGAUCGGUCCGACAUGUGUCUACCACUGAUUUAAGAUCACCAAGGACAACCGUCUAUUCUGUUAAAAGAAUCGAGAAUUUAAACAUCAGAGUCCAGAAUGAGAACAAAAAAUGUUGUGUGUAUGGGUCCUGUCUUACAGAAGAUGGGUCACUACUGAUAGCUGAUUGUAACAAUAAUAAGAUUAAACGUGCAGAUAUUGUAAAAAUGUCAGUGACAAGUUAUUGUUGUGUUCCUGCUGGACCUUAUGGCAUUUGCUGUACAAGUAAAAGUGAAGCUGCAGUCUGUCUGAACAUUAAAACAAUUCAGUUUGUCUCCCUUGGCAAGCAGAUGACAACCACUCGUCAGAUAAAGGUGAAUCAUAUUUGCUUUGGUAUUGCUUAUAAGGAUGAUAAACUAUACAUAACUGACACCGGGAUAUCGUUAUACAUACACGAUAUGACAGGCAACAUACUACAGACGGUAACUCGAGACAAUGUCGGGCAAAUUUUGUUCUCAUACCCUCGAACUGUUGCUUUCAGUGAUAUUGAUGAUAAAGUGUUUGUUGCUAGCUGGAUUAAAGGCCUAGUUAUUAUUGAUGGACAUGAGAAGAACUGUCAGACCUUCACUGAUUCAGAGUUAAACGUAGCGUCUGGAGUUUGUACAGAUCGUAGAGGAAAUCUGUUUGUAUCUGGGUAUAGUUCAAAUAACGUGAUACAGAUUGGGAGAGAUGGGAAGAAAAUGGGCGUGGUCGUUAACUCAUCAGAUGGACUUGUCAAACCAGAAUCAAUUUGUUUUGACACAAGACAAUGCAAAUUACUAAUUACCCAACGCGACAACGAUACUAUCAAAGUCAUCUCUUUGCAUUAAAGUGGAUUUAUAUUUCGAUAUUUUGCAUGCCAUGUAUAAGCAUGUAAUGCUUUUUUCUUGUACUGCAUUUUGCGCGAUUUGCAUCUAAUAAAAGAACGGUUUUAACCUGAA
Molecule: messenger RNA, 1829 nt
Organism: Mercenaria mercenaria
Lineage: Eukaryota; Metazoa; Mollusca; Bivalvia; Venerida; Veneridae
Exons: 2
Coding region: 24-1718 (564 amino acids)
Source: RefSeq, a predicted model, not a curated record